AGCCAGAGCACAUCGAUCUCUGAUCUCUUCCUGAACCAGAACCAGACGCUGCAGACAUGAACUUCCUGAAAAACGCGGUUGGAGGCGAUAAUUUGGGCAAGUUGCCGGGCAGAAAGCGGGUGAGUUUGUGGAGCAAAAGGUGGAUGAGUUCAUGGGUGGAAAAAAAGGACAAGAGCAGCAGCAGAAGCCGCAGCAGCCGCAGCAGCCGCAGAAGCCGCAGCAGCCGCAGAAGCCGCAGAAGCCGCAGCAGCCGCAGCCGCGCAGCAGCCGCAGAAGCCGCAGCAGCCGCAGCAGCCGCAGAAGCCGCAGCAGCAGGAAGGAGAUCAAGGAUGCUUCGGUCUGGGAGACGCGCUGUGAUUGGUUGGCAACAAAGGGCAGGACGGAGAAAACGCAGCUGGAGGUCUGCUGGAUCUGGCUGGAAAUCUAUACAACUAGGAGGCUGGAGGACGGAGCUGCACCACCCUGCAUCCUGCACCACCUGCACCACCUGCAUCACCUGCACCACCUGCACCACCUGCAUCACCUGCACCACCUGCAUCACCUGCACCACCUGCAUCACCUGCACCACCUGCAUCCCUCUCUGCCUCAGAUGUUUCUGAACUCGGCUCCUCUCGUUUCAUCUCUAUUUCUGUUUUAA
Molecule: messenger RNA, 637 nt
Organism: Poeciliopsis prolifica (blackstripe livebearer)
Lineage: Eukaryota; Metazoa; Chordata; Actinopteri; Cyprinodontiformes; Poeciliidae
Product: lateral signaling target protein 2 homolog
Exons: 3
Coding region: 152-637 (161 amino acids)
Source: RefSeq, a predicted model, not a curated record